AAAUAAAUAGUCGUUACACAAAUCAAAAAAAUCAUGUUAGAACACAUUUUCGUCAUUGGAGGUACAGGUAAUAUUGGUACCAAGGCCGUUAAGGAUCUUUUAUCCAAUGGAAUAAAAGUGACACUUUAUGCUCGUAAUCCCACCAAAGCAUUGUGUCUCUUUCCUGACUAUGAUGCACUUUUAACUAUUGUGCAAGGUGAUUAUAGUGACUUGAUGCCUUUUUAUGAUGCCAUCAAGAAAGGUAGAUAUACUCGACUUUUACUGUUGGUACAAAUCGAUUCAGGUAACAUGAAUGCUCCUCUCUUAAAAAAGCAAUUGGCAACAGCUGCUUAUGAAGCUGGUGUUUCUCAAGUGGUGGAUAUUUCCUCUUAUGCUGCUGGUGAUCGUUGGCGAUAUAAUUUUGCAGCAGAAGAUCAUUGGGCAUCUGAAAAAACCUUGAUGGAAAUUCCAAAUCGGUCAAGUCUUGUAUGUUUACGUCCAGGACGUCUUGCGUCAAAUAUAGUUGACUUUGAUAUUCAUGCGAUCAAACAUCUCAAUAUGUAUCCUGGUAGUGCUGAACCUGAUGAAACAAUGGGAUGGAUUUCUCCUAAUGAUGUUGGUACUGUGGCUGGACGUAUGUUGAUGGAUGAUGUUGCUAAACAUGGGGAUGCCGUCUAUGAAAUGAUAGGUGAAGUCUUGACACCUAGAAAGACAGCCGCGGUGAUUUCUACAGUGGUAGGUCGAGAGAUUCCUUAUGUUCACAUGGAUCCUAUUGCUCGCUAUACCAUGCUGACCGACAAGGCUGGUUUGCCUCAUCGUAUUGCAUAUGCUCUUACUGACCUUAACGAGAAUGGCAUUCAAGUAACUCGUGCUCUUCCUAUAUUGCUUGGUAGAAAACCAGAGACUCUUGAAGAAUAUCUAAUGGCUUAUAAAGAUCAAUUAAUGUAGAUAUACCCCCCUUUUCUUUUUUUUUAAUGCAAUAAAUAAAAUGAUGAUAUAGUCAUUUUUAUUUUU
Molecule: messenger RNA, 993 nt
Organism: Halteromyces radiatus
Lineage: Eukaryota; Fungi; Mucoromycota; Mucoromycetes; Mucorales; Cunninghamellaceae
Exons: 2
Coding region: 34-927 (297 amino acids)
Source: RefSeq, a predicted model, not a curated record